Molecule: messenger RNA, 654 nt
Organism: Didymosphaeria variabile
Lineage: Eukaryota; Fungi; Ascomycota; Dothideomycetes; Pleosporales; Didymosphaeriaceae
Exons: 2
Coding region: 1-654 (217 amino acids)
Source: RefSeq, a predicted model, not a curated record
AUGCUCGCCACCAGCACCUUCUAUCCUCAACAUCUCUACAUGCCCCCGCGGCCUUCGCCACUGUCCGAGCGCUCCGCGAAUGCGGUCCCGCGCCCUUUCCAACUCAGCAUGCCCCUACCGGUGCAGGACGAAAAUAAACCCUUGGUGCCGCAGCGUGCGUACAAGCCGAACCCAGUCGUGCAGACGCGUGAUGCCGCGACAAAACGGCGACGCGAUAUGUUCUUCAAGCGGGUGCAGAAGGGUCGGGACGACAAGAAGUGGGAUGCGAGGAGCGAUCAGAUUCAACGUCUAGAUCAUAUUUCCGAGCAGAAGCGCUGGGAGGCCGAGAAGGCGCGUCAGGCUCCGCAGAUUCACGACGAUCUAAUCGAGGAAGACAUCGAAGAGUUCACAUCAUCACUACCGGAGCAGGAGCUGGAGGAAGUGGACUAUGUUCUCGCGCAAGAAGAGCGCGAGAUGCAGGAGUUGGUUGCCUCGAUGGAGGAAGAGCAGGACGCGUCCCAGCACUAUGGCAGCGAUGACGAGGACUACGAUCAGCUCUUUAUAGAGUACACGUCGGCGUCCGCAUUACAUCAACAACAGCAGCAGCAGUCUCACCACGCUGCGAGCGCGAACUUCGAGAGUCUACCCGACGCAGACGCGAUGGAUUUGAGCUGA